This is a messenger RNA of Seminavis robusta, 378 nucleotides long. The record is from the annotation of a GenBank genome assembly. NCBI's taxonomy places the organism in Eukaryota, Bacillariophyta, Bacillariophyceae, Naviculales, Naviculaceae.
AUGACAGAUCCAUCCAUCUUGAAUUCCAAACGAGUAGUCUAUGUAGGUGGUUUGGCAGAUGAAGUCACCAUACCGCUGCUUCGAGCCUGUAUGAUCCCUUUUGGGCCCAUACAUUCCAUCGACAUGCCGAUGGAUUAUGCCAAAGGAACCAGCAAGGGGUUUGCCUUUGUAGAGUUCGAAGAAGCUGAGGAUGCCACAGAAGCAAUAUUCAACCGCAAUGGUGCCAAUCUCAUGGGAAGAACUCUCCAAGCAAGCAUGGCACAAGCCAAUCAAGCCAACAAGCUGACUGAACCAGUAUGGAACAGCGAUGAGUGGUUUCAAAAGAAUCAAGCAGAGCAGAAGGAGGGAGAAACUGGCAAUAGUAAUAGCAAGUCUUAG